AUGCCCUUGAGGUUGCUCCUUCAAGCAGUUUCAGGUCAGGUUUUAAGGCUGAUGAAGUUUUUGCUGACAAAGAUAUCUGCACUGACAUUGCAAGCAGGGGAUUCACCUCAAAAUUGCUCAGAGUUAAAGCCCUCAAGGGCUUAUCAUGGCUUAGAAGAACACAUUGGAGCCAAUGAAGAUCAUGGAGAUGUCAUCGAUGCUAGCUUGGAGGAGCAUGGAGAUGGAAGCACAAGUGACCGGCCACGUGACUUGGAGAUGCCCGCGCAACACCGGCCAUGCGACAUAGAGAUGCCCGGUCAUCACCGGCCACGCGACAUGGCCAUGUCCGGCCACACCCGGUCACAUGACUCGGCCAAGCCCGGCCACAACCGGCCACAUGAUCCUUUAUCUAUGCCGUUGGGUCCAAUAACAAGGGCUCGGGCUAAAAGGUCACGAGAAGAAAGGAGUGCUCUAGGAGUUGCUCUUAUUAGGCCUAUUGAAGCUAGUAUUAUGGAAGGAGAACAAGAACAAACCAACGUGGCUGCUAUGUUGCAAGCUCUAAUGCAACGUUUGGACACUAUGGAUACUAAAUUCGAUGCCUUGGCCGAUGAUGUCCAACAAGUAAAGGAUGGCCAAAAUCUACAAGCUCAACAACCUCAUCAAAGAGCUAACGCUGCACGCAACAAUGAAGAGGUUCAUCCUCCACCACCGAGGCAAAUUGCUAGAAUCGAUCCCAUGGAGAGACUAAGGCAACAAGAACUUGGAGGAGGGUCUCCAUCCGAUUACUUGGAGUGGGAGUCGAAAUUGGAUAUGUAUUUUGAUUACUAUCCUCAUGCCGAACCAAAGAAGGUACAAAUUGCUACUCUUGAAUUCACGGAGAAUGCUUUAAAUUGGUGGAAUCAAUUGGUGCAAACAAGAAGAAGAAACUUGGAGAGGCCGAUCAAUACUUGGUUAGGUCUAAAGAGUUAUAUGAGGAAGAGGUUUGUUCCAAGCUUUUACACGAAUGGUCUCUACCAAGAGUUGCAAUCCUUGAGGCAAGGAACUAGGAGUGUUGAUGAAUACUACUCCGAGAUGAUGUUGUUGAUGUCAAGGGCCGAGAUUGAUGAAGCUCCACAAGCUACUAUAGCUAGAUUCAUGGCGGGAUUGAAUAGAGAAAUUCAUGAUAUUGUGGAGAUGCAACAACACUAUGAGGUUGAGGAAUUGCUUCAACAUGCUUUGAAGGCCGAAAGCCAAGUAAAGAGGAAUAAGAAGAGCUUUACAUCAUCAUCAUCAAGCUCAUGGAAAACUCCAAUCAAGAAGGAUGAUAAGUCGACCAAAGAAAAGGAGUUUGCGCAAAAGGUGAUGGAGAUGAUGAAAGGAGAUGCGCAUGAUGAUAGUGAUGAUGGUGUCGGUUUUGCACUUAAGAGUUUGGUUGCUAGGAGAACUUUGAGUGCUUAUGUGAAAAACGAUGUGAACAAUCAAAGGGAGAACUUGUUUCAUACUAGGAUGUACAAAGGAGAUGUAUUGUGCGAUAUCUUACCCAUGCAAGCAUGCCAUGUACUACUUAGGCGACCAUGGCAAUAUGACAACAAAGUUCAACAUGAUGGUGAGACAAACCAAUAUACUCUCAUGUGUGGUAAGAAGCCUUUUACUUUUAUUCCAUUAUCACCUCAAGAAGCUUUAAAAGAUCAAUUAAAAUUGAAAGAGGAAUUUACUAAGAUGGAAUCCGAUUAUAGGGCUAAAGAAAAGAAUAAACAUGCUAAAUUAGAUGUGAAUUGUGAUUUAGUUGAAAAGCAUGCUAGUUCUAAGAAAAUUGUUAAGGAGUCUUAUAGGACAAAUCCUGAAGAAACAAAGGAAUUAGAGAAGCAAGUUGGAGAGCUACUUCAAAAGGGAUUUGUGCGUGAAAGCCUUUCUCCAUGUGUCGUUUCUGUGUUCCUUGUUCCUAAGAAAGAUGGGACUUGGAGAAUGUGUGUUGAUUGUAGGGCAAUAAACAACAUCACGGUAAAGUAUCGUCACCCUAUUCCUAGAUUAGAUGCUAUGCUAGAUGAAUUGCAUGUUAUGCCUUUUGGAUUGACUAAUGCACCUAGUACAUUCAUGCGAUUAAUGAAUCAUGUUUUAAGAGCUUUUAUUGGCAAGUUUGUUGUUGUUUAUUUUGAUGAUAUUCUUGUGUAUAGCCGAAACCUAGAUGAGCAUGUUAGGCAUCUAAGAUGUGUGUUAGAUGUACUUAGGGUUGAGAAAUUAUAUGCUAACCUUAAGAAGUGCACCUUUUGCACAAACAAGCUUGUUUUUCUUGGUUUUGUGGUUUCAUCGCAAGGUAUAGAGGUUGAUGAGGAAAAGAUCAAGGCAAUCAAAGAAUGGCCAACACCCACCAACGUUGGACUAGUGAGAUCUUUUCAUGGACUAGCCGGAUUCUAUAGGAGGUUUGUUAAGGACUUUAGCACCUUAGCCGCCCCUAUUACAACUGUUAUGAAGAAGAAUGCACCAUUCAAGUGGGGAGAUGAACAACAAGAAGCAUUUGAGACGUUGAAGGAUAAACUAACUAAUGCUCCUUUGCUUGUUUUACCUAACUUUAACAAUACUUUUGAGAUUGAAUAUGAUGCAUCAGGGGUUGGAAUUGAAGCUGUUUUAAUGCAAGGUGGGAAGCCCGUCGCUUAUUUUAGUGAGAAAUUAAAUGGGGCUGCAUUAAAUUAG
Corchorus capsularis is the source of this 2649-nucleotide messenger RNA. The record is from the annotation of a GenBank genome assembly. NCBI's taxonomy places the organism in Eukaryota, Viridiplantae, Streptophyta, Magnoliopsida, Malvales, Malvaceae.